CCGGCUCUCAGUGACUAGUGGAGGUGCCGCGCUGUCCGCGUUAGUUCCCUGUGGUGGCCGCCGGGCGGAGAGCCCACCCCGCGUCCCGGGCCGAGGAGACCUGGGAAGGAGCCGCGGCCCGCUCCGGAGUGCACUGGCGACUCUGUUCCUCGGCUUGCUGCUGUGUCGGGGAAGCGGGUGCCGGCGCCGAGGGGGCCCCCUCCCGACCGCGACCCCCUUCCCCGGCUCCCCCGCCCACCCUGCCGGGGGAGGGUGGAGGAAGAUGCCGGUGAAGAAGAAGAGAAAAUCCUCCGGGGUGGCAGCGGCCGUGGCGGAGGACGGAGGCCUCAAGAAGUGUAAAAUCUCCAGAAUGUGAAGAAAGGAGCAGAGCCUGCGGAAUCUUAACUACUGCCUUGGGAAUGGCCGAAAGGAAAACUAAGCUAAUUGGCGUCCGGACUAUUGCAGACCCCAGCCCCCUGCUAGACUAAUAAGUGGAGAGGAAGCAUUUUCAAGAAAGAAGUGCCUGGCUUGGUUUUAUGAGUAUGCAGGUCCUGAUGAAGUUGUAGGGCCAGAAGGAAUGGAAAAAUUUUGUGAAGACAUUGGUGUUGAGCCUGAAAAUAUUAUUAUGUUAGUUUUAGCGUGGAAAUUGGAGGCUGAAAGCAUGGGAUUUUUUACCAAGGAAGAAUGGUUAAAGGGAAUGACUUCAUUACAGUGUGACUGCACAGAAAAGUUACAGAACAAAUUUGACUUUUUGCGCUCACAGUUGAAUGAUAUUUCAUCGUUUAAGAAUAUAUACAGAUAUGCCUUUGAUUUUGCAAGGGAUAAAGAUCAGAGGAGCCUCGAUAUUGAUACUGCUAAGUCUAUGUUAGCUCUUCUGCUUGGGAGAACAUGGCCACUCUUUUCAGUAUUUUACCAAUACCUGGAGCAAUCAAAGUACCGUGUUAUGAACAAAGAUCAGUGGUAUAAUGUCUUAGAAUUCAGCAGAACAGUCCACGCUGAUCUUAGUAACUACGAUGAAGAUGGCGCUUGGCCCGUUCUUCUUGAUGAAUUUGUUGAGUGGCAAAAAGUUCGCCAGUCAUCAUAGCAAGAACUGUUAUGAAGAAAAUGCAAACUUUUGAUUUCCACGUGUAUACAAGUUAAUGAGAAAAGAAUAACAAUCCAAAGGGGUGCAUUUUCAUUCAUGUGAAAGACUUCUCAUAGUAAUUUUUUUUUCCUUUUUUUUAAAGGAAGUUUUCUUGUUACAUGUGAUGGGCAUUGAGCCUCACCUCUUCUGAGACUGAAUAUUGAUGUUUUGUUUCAAGUUAUGUUUUUAACAUUUAUUUCAGAACAAUAAAGGUUCCGAUUUGUGACAAAGGCCUUAAAGUGAAAA
Perognathus longimembris pacificus (Pacific pocket mouse) is the source of this 1348-nucleotide messenger RNA. It is a transcript of the gene Dcun1d5, whose product is annotated as defective in cullin neddylation 1 domain containing 5. NCBI's taxonomy places the organism in Eukaryota, Metazoa, Chordata, Mammalia, Rodentia, Heteromyidae. The record is from RefSeq and is a predicted model, not a curated record. Gene Ontology annotation, cellular component: ubiquitin ligase complex. Gene Ontology annotation, biological process: protein neddylation; positive regulation of ubiquitin-protein transferase activity. The transcript has 9 exons. Gene Ontology annotation, molecular function: ubiquitin-like protein binding; cullin family protein binding; ubiquitin conjugating enzyme binding. The coding region runs from base 557 to 1063 and encodes 168 amino acids.